UCCUUCUCACUGAGCCGCUCACGCACCCACGGGAAGCAACUGGCGAAGAGGAAGAGCCGAAGCAACUUUUCCGGGGAACCUCCAGCCAUGCCAAACUUGUUGCUUUUACGGAUGGAUCGUCAACGCCAACCCGAGGAGUGAUUUUAUUCCAUUUCGAGGAGGAGAAAAAAAACGCACUUCGGAAGGAGCUCGUUGUCGUCACUCGGCGAACAAAGCGGAUCGCCCCCAGCUUUUGGUUUCAUGUGUCCGUCUGUGUGAGAGGGGCACCGGAGGAUGCCACGAUGCCCUCGCUGAUCUGCCGCGUGCUUCUUCUGUGGCUCUGCGUGCACAGACUGGCGCGGUGCACGGAGCGCUCAUCCACGCGUGAGCGCUUCAAGGUGGUCAUCGCGCCGGUCAUCUGCAAGCGCAUCUGCCAGAAGGGUCAGUGCCAGGAUCGCUGCGAGCAGGGCAACAACACCACGCUCAUAGCGGAGAACGGCCAGGGGGCAGACACGCUCAUCGGGCAGGGCUUCAGAGUUGUUGUGUGUCCCCUUACGUGCAUGAACGGUGGAGUGUGCAGCUCUAGGAAGCACUGCCAAUGCCCGCCGGGCUUCACGGGCAGACUGUGCCAGUUUCCUUUGCGGCUCACCCAGCGCGUACAGGCGGCGCGGGGCAACAAGCAGCCCGUCUACCCCAUGUCCUUGAAGCCCGACAGCCAGAAGCUUCUGGAGCAAGCGGGCCUGGGACGCACCCAGAUGACUCAGUCGCACUCUGUUUUCUCCUUACCUUUUGCACAGCCGGGCCACCACUCCUCUGAAGUACAGAUAAACGUGCGCGUUCACCACGCAUCGGACACGUCCGUGGUCAUUCAGCCUCUCGACCAGGCAGACAGCAAACCUCCUCAGAAGAACGGGCCACGCCCUCCGACUACGCGACACAAGCCCAAGGGCCGUUGCUUCCAGGAGACUACACCCAAACAAGCUUGCAACAGCACCCCGCUUCCAGUUCUGACUAACCAAGAGGACUGCUGUGGAAGCGUGGGCAAUUCCUGGGGUCAAAACAAGUGCUACCAGUGCCCCAAACUGCCAAAUGCUUCUGUCAAGCAGACAAUUGUAGAAGAUUAUGGAUCAACCUGCCCGCAAGGUUAUAAAAGAUUCAACAGCACACACUGUCAAGAUAUCAACGAGUGCUCCAUGCAAGGUAUCUGUGAGAAUGGAGAUUGUCUGAACACUCUAGGGAGUUUCAAAUGUUCAUGCAAGGCCGGUUUUGUCCUGGAGAGGAAUCGUUGUGUUGCCGAGUUGUCUCACUGCUUCCUGAUUGUGUCCGACGUCAGGGGUUGCGAGCGUCCCCUGGCUGCCCAACUCGCUAUGGAUAGGUGCUGUUGCACAGUGGGCAAAGCAUGGGGGCGCAACUGUGAACGCUGUCCACAGGAAGGCACAGUUGCCUUCAGUGAGAUCUGCCCAGCUGGCAAAGGCUAUAUUCUCGAAAAGUAUAGAGAAACUUUCCCCUUGGCCUUUCCCUUAAUGCCCUUCCCUCACAAACCUGAAGUGGAAGAGACAACAACUGCUGUGCAGCAGGCUCCAACCAGCUACCAUAGUCCUCGUGUUCCUGUUGUCAAACCCACCCCUCCGACGAUCAUCCGAAUGACCCCUGACAAUGACCCUUUGGAAACCCAAACUAAAGUCUCACCAGAGACAGAUGAAUGUAGGCUAAGCAGGAACAUUUGUGGUCAUGGAGAAUGUGAGAACAGCCCGAACGGCCACAUCUGUCACUGUCACCCCGGCUACCGUCUCAACCCGCAGAGGAACAUCUGUGAGGAUGAUAAUGAAUGUGACUCUGAGCCUUGCGGUCAGGGUAGAGGCUUUUGCAUCAACACAGAAGGCGGCUACAAAUGCCACUGUCGCCAAGGCUACAAACACAUGGUGCAGCACGGGAGGCUAAAGUGUGUCGAUGUGAACGAAUGCGCCAAACGGGACAUCUGUGGCUCCGGAGGCCAGUGCAUUAACUUGCCCGGUUCUUAUAAAUGUGAAUGUCACAGUGGCUACAACAGCAGGUCACACCGUCACCCUGUUUGUGAAGAUGUAAAUGAGUGUCUCCGCCCGGACAGUUGUCCGAAUGAGCAAUGCGUGAACACCCUUGGCUCCUUUGAAUGUGUUCCCUGCUUACCGGGUCACGAGUCCCGCUCUGGCACCUGCUACGAUAUAAACGAGUGUGAAAAGCCUGGCAUCUGUCCCAAUGGCCGAUGUGAAAACCUUCUCGGAACGUACCGCUGCCUAUGCAAUGAAGGUUUCAUUCCAUCGAUUGACAGCAAGGGCUGCAGUGAUAUCGACGAGUGCGAGGACGUCAGGCUUUGCGCGUACGGCCGCUGCAUCAAUACAGAGGGAUCGUUCCAGUGUCAGUGCUAUCCCGGAUACCAACGCACGCAGGAAGGGAGCCACUGCGAAGAUAUCAAUGAGUGCGACAGGCCAUCAAACUGUCAAAGAGGCCGCUGUAUCAACAGUAUGGGCUCGUACACCUGCGAGUGCCAAAAGGGAUACACACUGGUGGGAGGCCGGCGAUGCCAAGACAUUGACGAAUGCGCAUCCGACUGGAGCCUUUGCCAGCCGUACGGCUCUUGCGAGAAUAGACCGGGCUCGUAUGUGUGCGUCUGCCAUCACGGCUACGUCCUCUCGGAGGACAAACACAGCUGCGAGGCACCUCAAAUGAUAGCAGAUGAGAAGAAGGAAUGCUACCUGAACCUGGACGACACCGUGUUUUGUGACAGCGUCUUGGCCACCAACGUCACCAAGCAGGAGUGCUGCUGCUCCAUCGGGGUUGGAUGGGGAGACCAUUGCGAGAUCUACCCAUGUCCUGUUUCUCACUCAGCUGAAUUCCACUUCCUAUGUCCAAAUGGACAGGGUCUCUACUAUGAUGAAGGACUCAUGUAUAGCCGGCCUGCCUACCAGGAUAUUGACGAGUGUUCUCUUUUUGCGGAUGAAAUCUGCAAGAAGGGUCGCUGUCAGAACACUCAGCCAGGGUACGAGUGCUACUGUCAGCGUGGCUUUUACUAUGACAGCAACCUUCUCGAGUGCAUCGAUGUAAAUGAAUGUCACGACGAGUCUCUGUGCAUAAAUGGUUAUUGCGUCAACACCGAAGGCUCCUUUUACUGUAACUGUAAGGAACCGUGGACCCAAGACCCCGACAAAAAGAAAUGUGUGCUAGCAGAGGUAGCAGACGUGAAUGAAUGUGACAAUCCAGCCAACUGCAAAAACGGCCUCUGUGUAGACACUCAAGGGUCUUACUACUGCAUUUGCUCACCACCAUGGACCCUAGCUAUCGACCGCAACCGUUGCGUGACUCCUGAAGAGCAAGCUGAUGUGAAUGAGUGCCAGGAUCCCUCCUACUGUAAGAAUGGGAGGUGUGAGAACACGCCCGGCUCCUUUCACUGUUUUUGUGACCCUCCUCGCACCUUCAGUGCGGCGCUCAAACAGUGCGUCUAUGACGAUCGCACCGCAGCCCACAAAGACGUGUGUUUCCAGCAGGUGGAUGAAGGCUUAAUCUGCAGCGAGCCGAGGAGCGUCAUGUUGGUUACUUACUCGGAGUGCUGCUGCCACUACGGUCGUGGCUGGGGGCCCGAGUGCAACACCUGUCCGCCCAGACAUUCAGAGAUGUUCAAUCAUUUGUGUGAGAUGCAUCUGGAGACAGAGUCAGACGGGGAACAAGAUAUCCUGACAGCUUUCGCUCACUAUAAUCCAGGUGACAGUUCAGAAGAAGAUUCAGACGAAUGCAGCUGUGCAAACGGCCACUGUGUGCGCUCCUAUCUGGGCACCAUGUGUGAAUGUAACCAAGGAUUUAGGUUGGACCACUCUCACACCCGCUGUAUAGAUAUCGACGAGUGUUCAGAACCAGCAGUUCGUAGUAGUCCGUGCGAGAACGCUCGCUGUGUGAACACUGUGGGCUCAUACAAGUGCUACUGCAAACACGGCUUUGUGCCCACACGCAGGCCGAAUAAAUGUGUCCGCCGUAGAAUGCAAUAACCCUUGACAAGUCGCUCCUAUUUAUCCAUAUACAGUACGGUAUAUGCAGUACACACUCAAGCACUGUGCACACAUACAUAGACCUCUGUCUUAUUUUUCAAGCAAGGAACUGUGUAUACAGAGGAAACUUAAAAACCGUGGAAGCAGCUGUGUAAUAACAAUACAUGUUAUCAGCUCCUCUCCUGUGCCAUUACAUGAAAAAAAAAAACCUUUCUGAUAGUGAACAUGUUUGUUGAGGUGAUAAUUUUGUAAUUAAUUAUCGAGAUCCAUUUUUUGUAUUGGAUUUAUAAUCAACAACUUUUUUACACAAAUACAUUUGAGAAUUGUACAUUGAAGGCCAAACGCAGUGUGGCGCUUUUGAAUUCCUUGUCCCCGUUCAUUAAUAUUUAAUUCUAAAUUGUCCUACUUUUAAUAGUAUUGUUCAAACCCAGAUUGUUGAUUGUGUUAUUGUACAGUUUGUGGCUUGAAAGUUGCUGUAAAACGUGUCAAUUGUGUUGAUGUAAAAUAUGAGAGACCUGAAGUUUGUGUAUAAUUUGACAUGUGCACCUACAGUAAGUAAGCUUUAAGCUAGAAAAAAAAAUGACCAUGCACUUAGCAAUGAAUGGUGGGAAUGUUUGCCAACUGCAGCUGAUUUUGGGAAAACAAGAAUGUUUUGCUGCAUUGAACCAUUUUGAAAAUGUGUUAAGAAUUGAUUAAAAAUAAAAAAAGAUAUGUCCAACUAUUUUUGAAUUU
Molecule: messenger RNA, 4727 nt
Organism: Corythoichthys intestinalis (scribbled pipefish)
Lineage: Eukaryota; Metazoa; Chordata; Actinopteri; Syngnathiformes; Syngnathidae
Gene: ltbp3
Product: latent transforming growth factor beta binding protein 3
Exons: 28
Coding region: 282-3995 (1237 amino acids)
Molecular function (GO): calcium ion binding
Source: RefSeq, a predicted model, not a curated record